This is a messenger RNA of Rasamsonia emersonii CBS 393.64, 882 nucleotides long. RefSeq lists its product as uncharacterized. The annotation marks the transcript as partial. Gene Ontology annotation, cellular component: endoplasmic reticulum; SNARE complex. Gene Ontology annotation, biological process: retrograde vesicle-mediated transport, Golgi to endoplasmic reticulum. The record is from RefSeq and is a predicted model, not a curated record. Gene Ontology annotation, molecular function: SNAP receptor activity. NCBI's taxonomy places the organism in Eukaryota, Fungi, Ascomycota, Eurotiomycetes, Eurotiales, Trichocomaceae. The transcript is spliced from 4 exons.
GUGAAAGAGCGUCUGGAGAUGAUAACGGAGGAGGUGGAGGGAAUAGUACGGCCUCGAGGGGCAGACGAGGAAGAAGAAGAAGAGGUCCUGUCGGAGGAGGAUGAUGGGGAGGAUUUCUUGCUGGAUACUAAGAGUACUCCUGCUAGGCUGUCGUCUACGGGAGAGAAAGAGGGGGAGGAGGUAAAUGAGAAGGAGACGAUUGACGGAGAGGAAGAAGAAGGGCAAGAAUCGUUACGAAGAGCAGAAACAGAAACACAGACGGAGAAGGAGGCAGAGGCAGAGGCAGAAGCAGGAGCUCCAUCUACGACAUCAACAUCGACACUACGACAUCGACAUCGACAUCCACAGACAAGCGCCAUCACCGCGACAUCUACUCCUACUACAUUUACAUCUACAACAACCGCCCUUCCAACCAUACCCAGUACCACCGCCGCCGCCGCCGCCGCCACAACACAAACCAAAACCCAACUCACAGAAUCGACCCUCACCGCGCACCGCCUCGAACAAGAAUCCCUAACCGAAUCCCUCGUCGCGCUCGCCAGCCAACUCAAGGCCUCCUCGCAGGCCUUCCAGUCCUCGCUCGAAGCCGAGAAAUCCAUCCUGGCGCGCGCCGUCGACGGGCUGGACCGCAACGUUGCCGGCCUAGAGGCGGCGGGAAAACGGAUGGGCGUGCUGCGACGCAUGACCGAGGGCAAGGGGUGGUGGGGGCGGAUGCUGAUACAUACGGAGUUGUACACUGGUACUCCAUAUGCGGUGACGAGUUCGAUGGUGGGGAUAUUGUCUCCAGGGGAUAUUGUCUCCAGCGCUCAAAUCCAACAAACAGGGCGCAGAAGCCGAAACCAUGACACUGACAAAGGAAAUACAAUCGCUCCAGCAAGAUGA